CAAUGAUUGGGAGGAGUCGGUGGGCGUGGUUUGUGGGUAGGAUGGGUGGGGCUUGGAGGGAGCAGGUCUGUGGGUGGAAAUGGGAGGAGCUUAAGCAAAGGGGUGGGGUUGAUAAAGGGGCGUGGCUCAAAGUGGUAGAAAAACUCGAGGCCGCAGGGUCCUAAUUAGAGCUGAGUGAGGGGAAUUGGGGCUUAGUGUAAAGGCAGGAGGAGCUUAGAGUAGAAGGGGUGGAGUUUGUACCGAGGCGUGGCUUAGAGAAACGUGGACAAAGUGAGGGGGUGCGGUUUAGGCAUAUAAUUUGGGGAGUCUUAGUGGAAAUAGCAAGUCUUUAUAAUACAGGUGAAUUGACUUAGGAGGCCUGGGGUGAGACUCGGAAGGGUUGAGAAAGUGAGAAGUGUUGGGUAGUCCGGGUCUUGGAAAGGACAGGGCUGACUUUAAGGCUGGGUUUAAAGACAACUUGAGUGGGGUUUGGCUGUAGGUCUUAGUGGGGAAAAGAUGUAGGACUUAAAGAGGUUAUUUGGAGGAACUUAGUGGGUAGUAAUAACUGCCACUAGAGAGCUUGGUCCUCUUAUCAUCCGAAUUUUGCAAGUGAAAAGAGUUUCAGUGGGUUUUAUCUGAGGUUCCAAGACUUGAAUCUUCAAAGAGUGGAAAGAGCUUACAGUGGAAUGGGAGGGGCUUGUCGAGGAAUAGAAGAGGCUCCUGGAACUGUGUUGAGGGACUUGGGACAGAGUAGGCGGGACUUGAGCAAGAGUGGGUGGGGCUUAGAGGAGCAGGAAUCUGAUCUCAAAGAGUGGGUGAGACAAAUCAUUGGGGUAAAGGCGACUGGGUGUGAUUAGGUAGAUGAGCAGAUGAGUGGGAGAAGGGUUUGUAGGGGAAUGGGCUUAAAGACAGUGGGCGUGAUCCUGGUGGGAGUGGCUUAAAGGUUAGUGGUCAGGGCUCCAGGGGGAUAGGUGGGGGGUCUGAGUCCCUAGAGUGUGACCUGGGAGGACUAAGGGGAGGUGACUCCCUCACCUUCCCUCACUGUCUCCCUUGCUCCAGAGAGCCCCCCACUCACAACUGCCCUCACGCCACGCCACCAUGGAUGACGCCCCACUGGCAGCGCCCCCUGUCCCUGCCCCGGCCCCGGCCCCAGCACCGCCCGCCGCCGCCCCCCGCGUCCCGUUUCACUGCAGUGAGUGUGGCAAGAGCUUCCGCUACCGCUCGGACCUGCGGCGCCACUUCGCGCGUCACACUGCUCUCAAGCCCCACGCGUGUCCACGCUGUGGCAAGGGUUUCAAGCACAGCUUCAACCUGGCCAACCACCUGCGCUCGCACACGGGUGAGCGGCCCUACCGCUGCUCCGCCUGCCCCAAGGGGUUCCGAGACUCCACUGGCCUAUUGCACCACCAGGUCGUCCACACUGGCGAGAAGCCCUACUGCUGCCUGGUCUGCGAGCUCCGCUUUUCCUCGCGCUCCAGUCUGGGCCGCCACCUCAAGCGCCAGCACCGCGGCGUGCUCCCGUCGCCCCUGCAGCCGGGGCCUGGGCUUCCAGCCCUGGGUGCGCCCUGCUCUGUCUGCUGCAACGUGGGGCCCUGCUCCGUGUGCGGGGGCGCGGGUGCUGGCAGUGGAGAGGGCCCAGAGGGGGCGGGCCCCGGCAGCUGGGGGCUGGCAGAGGCCGCUGCUGCUGCUGCCGCUGCCUCGCUGCCCCCAUUCGCAUGUGGUGCCUGCGCACGGCGCUUUGACCAUGGCCGUGAGCUGGCGGCCCAUUGGGCCGCACACACCGACGUAAAGCCCUUCAAGUGCCCGCGCUGCGAGCGCGACUUCAAUGCGCCCGCGCUGCUGGAGCGGCACAAGCUAACCCACGACCUGCAGGGCCCAGGCGCACCCCCAGCGCAGGUCUGGGCCUCGGGGGCUGCUGCAGGGCCUGAGACCCCCGCAGAGGGUGGCGCUGCGGAAGCAGGUGACGCCAGGCCAGCCUGGGACGGCGGGCUGCUCCUUGGCCGCGUAGGGGGUGGUGUGCCUGAGCUGGGGACGCUGCUCCCCGAGGGCGGCGGGGAGGCCCCUGCUCCUGCAGCCGCGGCGGAGCCAUCGGAAGACACACUGUACCAGUGCGAUUGCGGGACCUUCUUCGCUUCGGCGGCAGCGCUGGCCAGCCACCUGGAGGCGCAUUCGGGGCCGGCCACCUACGGCUGCGGCCACUGUGGAGCGCUGUACGCAGCCCUGUCGGCUCUGGAGGAGCACAGGCGAGCCAGCCACGGGGAAGGCGGCGGGGCGGAGGCGUCCACGGCGGCCCCUGAGGGAGAGCCCACAUCAGGGGAGCCGGCGUCCACCUCCGGCCGCGGCAAGAAGAUCUUUGGCUGCUCCGAGUGCGAGAAGCUGUUCCGCUCACCGCGGGACCUGGAGAGGCAUGUGCUGGUGCACACGGGUGAGAAGCCUUUCCCGUGCCUCGAGUGCGGCAAGUUCUUCCGCCACGAGUGCUACCUCAAGCGCCACCGGCUGCUGCACGGCACCGAGCGGCCCUUCCCCUGCCACAUCUGCGGCAAGGGCUUCAUCACCCUCAGCAACCUCUCCAGGCACCUGAAGCUGCACCGGGGCAUGGACUGACUGUGCCGCUGGCCGGCCCGGGACUGGACUCACGGCCCCCCGGGGAGACUGCCCAAAUCCCCACACGGGCCUUAAGUUGAAGGGCCCUGGGGCUGGCGAGAUGGGACUCAGGGCCCCCAGGGGACCGUCCAAAUCCAGACAUGCACCCUGAGUUCAGGGGCCCUGGCUGGAGAGGUGGGGCCCUCUGCUGGGGGUCCGGGGUCUAUGAAGACUGGAGCUUGAGGCCUCCCUGGAACUUGUGCUGGGUGCCCCCUAAUUAACAGGCCUCUAGGCCGGAGGGGGGGGCCGAGGGGUGAGAAAUGGGUCUCCACAGGUACUUUUCACCUUAAGGGCCCUCAUGAAAGAUGGGCACCCCUCCCCCAAGGGGAGUCUGCCUCUCCCUGAGAGCCAUCAUUCCUAAGGACCUUGAUCUGGAGAACGUAGGGCAACCAUGCCCCUAUGUUUCCCCGGGUCCCCUCCGAAUGCUACCCAUCUGUCACUGGUGCCCUUAGGGAACAGGGAGCGCCGGAAUCUGCCUUCCCCUGUCUCAUUCCCUAUGCUGAGAGAGGACCAGGGCAGACGCCCCCUGCCCUCAACCCAUUCCCCAAGUAGGCCCCCCCUACUGCAGAAUGAAUCAACCCUAAUGACCUUCCCCAUCCCCAAGCACUAGAAUAGGCCAGUUGGAAACCCCCCCACCCAGUAGGAUGGACUGAUGCAGGUACACACCCUCCUGUCCAGUUGCAAGGGCUGGCCCGGGCUGUGGCAUGCCCCGCCCCCGCCCCGCAGUGAGUAGGGCAGACACACCACCCCUCUCCUGCGGCAUUCCCCGUCCUGUGAACCCAUCUGAGCGGGAGGUGGCGGACACCGGAGUCUCCCUCCUGCUCUGCUGUAGAACGUGUCCGUCUUUCCAUUCCUGUCAGUUUGUCUGUCUGUCUCUGUGUUCCUCCCAACACCAAGGGAAAGGAGGGUUUGGCUAGGGGGACCUCCCCAUGAGCCUCGACCUCACCCCCUCUUCCCAGUCCCCAGUGUCUCCAGGACUCCCAAUAAACCUCGUCCUGUCUGUCAGUCA
Molecule: messenger RNA, 3631 nt
Organism: Phyllostomus hastatus (greater spear-nosed bat)
Lineage: Eukaryota; Metazoa; Chordata; Mammalia; Chiroptera; Phyllostomidae
Gene: FIZ1
Product: FLT3 interacting zinc finger 1
Exons: 2
Coding region: 1078-2583 (501 amino acids)
Biological process (GO): regulation of transcription by RNA polymerase II
Cellular component (GO): nucleus
Molecular function (GO): DNA-binding transcription factor activity, RNA polymerase II-specific; RNA polymerase II transcription regulatory region sequence-specific DNA binding
Source: RefSeq, a predicted model, not a curated record